Messenger RNA from Linum trigynum, 282 nucleotides. Lineage: Eukaryota; Viridiplantae; Streptophyta; Magnoliopsida; Malpighiales; Linaceae. The record is from the annotation of a GenBank genome assembly.
AUGAAUGAAGGAGGAGAAAGGGAACGAAGGGAUGUGGGAGGCGAAGUUGGUGGUGACCUGGCGGUGGUGAAUGCAGGGGAGAGGCAGAAAACACAAGGAGGGAGAAGGGGAUUCUUGUAUGGGAAAGAAGGAAGAAGAAAUAGUUUAGGGAUUCUUGGACUAGUGGUGGUGAAGGUAGGGGAGAAGGUAGAGAACGUCGGGUGUUGUGAGCCGGCAGAAGAGGGAGUAGAGGCUGGGACGAAGGCAGAGGACGAGAGAGGAGUAGCGGAAGAAAGAGGCUAG